ACUAUGUGGGUGUUAGACCUAGAGUUGAUUACCGUUUAAAGAAGAAUUGGCUAGAAAGUUACCCAGACGUUAGAAUUAUUGGAAUAGAAGAGCAGAAGAGUGCUGGUUUAGAUGUCAAUAAUAUUAGAAUGUAUAAUGAUAGUGAAAUAGAUUAUUGGCUGGUUAUUAGUUGA
This is a messenger RNA of Acaulospora morrowiae, 173 nucleotides long. Lineage: Eukaryota; Fungi; Glomeromycota; Glomeromycetes; Diversisporales; Acaulosporaceae. The record is from the annotation of a GenBank genome assembly.